AUGAGAUCUAGCCAAAUCACCAACGCCCUUCUGGCGCUCUCCGUGCCCUUGCUGGCUGGCACCGCAUCGGCUUCUACUUUCGAGGCUCGCGAUGUCCAGCUCACGGCCCAGCAGAUCGAGGCCAUUGCCCCCACCUCCAACACCUGCGACGGUGCCCCGAUCCCCGAGGAGUGCGCAACCUCAGAGCAGGCGGCGCUGAACAUCGCCAAAUCCUUCGAGACCUACGAGGUUACUUCGCCUGCUGAACAGGCCGCCGUCAUCGGCCUGAUGGCCUUCGAGAGUGGUGAUUUCAAGUACAACCACAACCAGGGGAACCCCGGACAAGGCACUCGCAACAUGCAAUCGCCUGCGUUCAACGCCCAAUACGCGGCCUCGCUCACCAGCAUCGCUGACCAGGCCGUGGCCCUGGCCGCCGACCCGGUCGGCCUCCUUAACCUUCUAGUGGGCGACGAGACGAUCGACUUCGGUUCCGGCGCCUGGUUCCUCACCACCCAGUGCACCCCGGACGUGCGCACUCAGCUGCAGACCGGAUCGGCGGCCGGCUGGGCCGCCUUUGUCAGCGGCUGCGUGGGCACUGAUGCCAGCGGAGAUCGCCAGGCGUAUUGGCAGCGCGCGGCCGAGGCGCUGGGCGUCCAGACUGCUUAG
This is a messenger RNA of Aspergillus affinis, 645 nucleotides long. RefSeq lists its product as uncharacterized. The transcript has 2 exons. The record is from RefSeq and is a predicted model, not a curated record. Bases 1 to 645 code for a protein of 214 amino acids. NCBI's taxonomy places the organism in Eukaryota, Fungi, Ascomycota, Eurotiomycetes, Eurotiales, Aspergillaceae.